AUGUCUUCGCAACUUCCAUCUUCUAAAGCAGUCACGCAAAAGAAUGCUAAAAAAGGCCCCAAAAAGGAUUACAUCGAAGAGAUCGAGAGACAAGCAGGGAAAGAAUUCCAGACGCACCUGGACAAGCUCAAAGCGGCUCCACUGGAAUCUAAGGCCUCGUCGACUGCUCUGGCUUAUAAAGCAGAGAACAAGAGGAGGAAGGAUUGGAUAAUUGAGAAGAGACUUCCGUUGAAUGAGUCUUCCUUUUUGUUGUAUUUGGUCGAUCGAGCGAAAGGAAUUGGAAGCAGCGCUCUGUCGAAAAUAUCGGCUGCAUAUCAAGCUGCAAACCAAGGAAUUUCGGCCAUCGGAGCAACUUUCGUUUCGGACGUAAUCAAGUCAAAGAGGAGGGAGGAGGUUCAGGGCAAGAAGACUGUAGUUGAGGUGACCAUUCAAGACGUCGAGAAGAUCACCAAACUAGCGAUGGACGAGAUUACUCCGGCCAGAGAUCGAUAUGCACUGUUGGCAAUCUUUUCCUUUCACGUCAUGCUGAGAGCUUCGGAAGCCGCCGAGAUCAAGUGGGAAGGAGUGACGCAAAAAGAUGGGAUGAUUGAGGUACACGUGGAGAAGGCCAAGAAUGACCAGUGGAGACUAGGACGAUCAUCGUUCUUCAACUAUGAUCCAGGAAGUGACGCGGAUAUUCUCAUGUGUAGAUGGAGGAUUCACUCAAGAGGAAAGUGUCCGUACGUUUUCUCGAAUCUUGAUGGUUCAAAGAAACUGACGAAAUCGUCGAUCUCUGCACUAGCCACUAAGAUGCUGGCGGCAAUUGGAAAAUCUGGAGCCACCCAUCACGCUUUCCGGAGAGGAGGAGCGAAUCACAUGAGGGCGACAGGAUAUUCAAUGGAGGAGAUUCAAUCAAGAGGGAGAUGGAGAUCGCUGGCAGGUCUACAACGAUACAUCAAGGAUGUGCCGAGAGCCCAAGGAUGCCUGCAUCCCCAAGAGAACGGAAUUGGAGUCGAGGAGGACGACGAAGAUUUCGAGUAA
Messenger RNA from Caenorhabditis briggsae, 1020 nucleotides. The record is from RefSeq and is a predicted model, not a curated record. The transcript has 2 exons. Gene Ontology annotation, molecular function: DNA binding. Bases 1 to 1020 code for a protein of 339 amino acids. Gene Ontology annotation, biological process: DNA recombination; DNA integration. Lineage: Eukaryota; Metazoa; Nematoda; Chromadorea; Rhabditida; Rhabditidae.